Racocetra fulgida is the source of this 513-nucleotide messenger RNA. NCBI's taxonomy places the organism in Eukaryota, Fungi, Glomeromycota, Glomeromycetes, Diversisporales, Gigasporaceae. The record is from the annotation of a GenBank genome assembly.
AUGAAUAGACAAAUUUUUAAGUCACUUUUUAUUUUUUUUCUCAUUCAUUUGUUAGCAUUAAAUAUUGAUGCUAGACAUAAAUAUCAUCCAAAAUCUUCUAAAACAUGUACUAUCACUGAUAUUAGCGAUACAACAGUGACAAUCACAAUACCCUGUUCAACUGAAAUACCUGCUUUGAGUGCUUGUCCUGACCGCCAACAAGUAUCUAAUAAUUGUAAAGAAUGUGAACAAAAAACGACAGUAACCUGUACACCUACUACAACUGUUUGUAUUUCUACACCAACAUGCCUUCCUGAUGGAGCUCCAUGUACCUCAGAUGAUCAAUGUUGCUUCCCUAAUGUCGGUGGUUGCUGUGCUUAUGCGAAUUAUACUUUUACGUUACAUGAUUACGGUGAAAUGUUUGAACAAGGAGUACAGACAGAAAAAGCGGCGGGAAUAGAGAUUAAAAGACAAACAAAAAAUACGAGAUAUUUAAAGGCCAUAUUGAAAUUAAUCUAUAAUAAUUUAAAAUAG